ACUCUUACGUAGUGAAGAUAGCAGUGCAAUCUAGGUAUAAAAAUACUCCGCACGAUAAAAUCAUUCCAGACUUUAGACUUUUCUACAUGAUUUACCAAAGGUUGAAGUUUAGAUAUAAAAUAAUAGAACCAAUGCUGGAUUUCCCUCCAACAUCGUAUACAAAUGUAUCACCUACUGGAAUUCUCGGACAGUUAGCUAACAAAACAGCAGAUAUAUAUCCUUUUUAUGCUUCAUAUUCAAGUGAAAUAAUAGAUUUUGUAGACUACACUCCUAUUAUCGGAAUAAAUUCUAUAAGCUUUGUUAUGAAACGUAUACAAAUAAAGCCAGGAUGGAAUGCAAUUUUCAAACCUUUGUCAAUUGAAGUUUGGUUAACAACAGCAGCUAUCGUGAUUUUCGUUACAUUAAUUCUUCCACCCAUAAUAAAUUACGAAUUAAACAAAAGAGAAAUUUCACGCCGUUGGACAAUGAAGACAAGUUUCUGGUUUAUAUUUUCUUCUUUCGUUAAUCAAGGAUUUGAAAUAAGCUAUAUAAAAAGAAUAUUUGCAAGAAUUGCGAUUGGAACUUGUGGUAUCACAAUUCUGAUAUUAACCUUCAGUUAUAGCGGAACAUUAAUUUCUCACUUGACUGCUCCAAGAGAAUUGCCCGUACCCAGAACAUUCGUGGAAUUAGUUGAUUAUAUGAAGAAAGGAGAGGUUUCUUUGUAUACUUAUGAAAAGUUUGUUGUUUACAGAAUAAUAACGCGAGCAAAAACAGGUAUUGUUAAAGAUAUAAGAGAUCACAUCGUAACCAACAACAAUUUUGUGAAUUGGGACACUUUUUUGCCAACUCUGAGAAAAGGACGAAAUGCAGUUAUUUUCAAUCAGAGAUAUGUACGUGCCUGGAUGAGUCUUGCCGACGAUCUAUUUUUCAUUUCUGACGACUCAAUUGCAAUUGUUCCAUUUGGAUAUGCUAUGAGAAAGGGGUUUCCACUGAAAAAGAAAUUUGAUGCCAUAGUUACUCGAUCGUUUGAGUCAGGAAUAAUCAGUAGAUUUCGACUCCCAAUAAGAUAUAAAAAUGAAAACAUGGAAACGAAAAUUGAAGCAUUGAAUUUACGACACUUCUUAGGAGCUUUCAUUCUUCUCGGCGGAGGGUACUUAUUAGCCGUUAUCUGCUUUAUUUUAGAAUUGUUUGCUGGAAAGCGAUGUACUGCUGUGUUUGACCGAAAUAGCUGUUAACUCCAAGUUAUUAAAAGACCGCUGCAAUCGUCUACUAUCAUAUAAUUUAGAAGUAUAACCUCAC
Molecule: messenger RNA, 1278 nt
Organism: Centruroides sculpturatus (bark scorpion)
Lineage: Eukaryota; Metazoa; Arthropoda; Arachnida; Scorpiones; Buthidae
Product: glutamate receptor ionotropic, delta-2-like
Exons: 8
Coding region: 87-1214 (375 amino acids)
Cellular component (GO): membrane
Molecular function (GO): ligand-gated monoatomic ion channel activity
Source: RefSeq, a predicted model, not a curated record